AUAUACUGUUAUAUUGUCCCCCGUUCUCCCUCGAACUGGAAGAAGCCCUUGAUUGAACUUCCUCACCCAUCACUGCCCGACACAAUCCGGGAAUACAGAACUUUGUACUCGAGGGACGAGACGACACUGAUCACACAUUUCCACCAUGGGAGGUUUACUUACAAAAGUCGUCAAGAACGAUGCCAUGAAAAAUGAUCCCCCAGAGAUCUACAACUGGAGGGUCUACGUUCUUUCGUGCUCAGCUUGUUUUGCUGGUGCGUUGUUCGGUAUGGACACCGGUAUCAUCGGAGGUGUCCUGAAGAUGGACACCUUCCGGAAGAAAUUCGGGUUACAGGACCUCAGUCCAGUUGCUGGGGCCGAUCUGGAAGCCAAUAUCGUCUCGACUCUACAAGCCGGAUGUUUCUUUGGAGCUCUCGUGGCCUAUUGGUUCGCCGAUAAGUAUGGUCGAAGGGCCUCUCUUUUCGGCUGUGCCUGUAUCGCCAUCAUCGGAACAACUAUGCAAGCUGCAUCGAACGGAAUCCUCUCAGUCAUGUAUAUCGGCCGUCUCAUCACCGGAUUCGCUGUCGGUGCUGCAUCCAUGUUGAACCCUCUGUACACUUCCGAGAAUGCCCCUCGAGCCAUCCGUGGUGCUUUGACCGGAAUGUACCAGUUCUUUAUCGUCAGUGGUAUCUGUAUCGCCUUCUGGAUCAACUACGGCAACCUCCUGCACCAAACCGGUGACAGGCAGUUCGUCAUUUCCCUCGCGCUUCAAGGCCUUCCCGCCGUCUGUCUCGGUGUCGGCAUGUUGGUUAGCAACGAGUCACCUCGAUGGCUUGCACGCAGCGACCAAUGGGAGAAGGCGGCCACCACUCUGGCCAGGGUCCGCAACCUCCCCGUCGACCACCCCUACGUCCAGAGCGAGUUGGCCGAGAUCCGUGAGCACCUCGAGAUGGAGCAGCGCCUCGUCGCCGGCGCCGGCUUCUGGGACCUGCAGAAGGAGAUGUGGGGUGUCCGUGGAAACCGAAACCGUGCCCUCCUAUCGAUCGGUCUCAUGAUCUGCCAGCAGAUGACUGGAACCAACGCCAUCAACUACUACGCUCCUCAGAUCUUUGCCAAUCUCGGACUCAACUCUACCGAAACCGGUCUCUUCGCCACGGGUAUCUACGGUAUCGUCAAGAUGGUAACCUGCGCAACAUUCCUGAUCUUCGUCGCGGACACUCUCGGUCGCCGGAAGUCGCUCCUCUGGACCUCGAUCGCGCAGGGCCUGUCCAUGUACUACAUUGGCUUCUACGUGCGCUUCGACCCGCCAGUCAAGGGUGCCGAUGUGCCUCCUGCCGGUUACAUCGCCAUCGUCAUGAUCUUCCUCUUCGCCUCGUUCUUCCAGUUCGGAUGGGGCCCUGUCUGCUGGAUCUACGUGUCUGAAAUCCCCAGCGCCCGCCUCAGAGCUAUGAACGUCGGUAUUGCCGCCGCUACCCAAUGGCUCUUCAACUUCGUUGUCGCCAGGGCUACGCCGAACAUGAUGGUCAGCGUUGGAAAGGGCGGUUACGGUACCUACUUCAUAUACGGGUCCUUCUGUUUCGGCAUGUUCUUCUUCGCCUACUUCUUCGUUCCUGAGACCAAGGGCAUGUCGCUCGAGGAGAUGGACAACAUCUUCGGCGUGAUCGAGCAAGGAAAGUUCAUGGACGAGGAGGCGACGCCGAACUCGCCACGGGUUGCGGCGGUCGAGCUCGGCGAGGACGGAAAGACCGCUACUGGUACCACCGUACUGCAGGCCGCGGAAAAGAACUAGGAUGCGUUAUGUACGCACGCACGUGGGGAU
This is a messenger RNA of Tricharina praecox, 1798 nucleotides long. Its product is annotated as general substrate transporter. Gene Ontology annotation, biological process: carbohydrate transport; transmembrane transport. Gene Ontology annotation, molecular function: carbohydrate:proton symporter activity. Gene Ontology annotation, cellular component: membrane. The coding region runs from base 146 to 1768 and encodes 540 amino acids. The record is from RefSeq and is a predicted model, not a curated record. NCBI's taxonomy places the organism in Eukaryota, Fungi, Ascomycota, Pezizomycetes, Pezizales, Pyronemataceae. The transcript has 6 exons.